Molecule: messenger RNA, 754 nt
Organism: Phlebotomus argentipes
Lineage: Eukaryota; Metazoa; Arthropoda; Insecta; Diptera; Psychodidae
Gene: Vti1a
Product: vesicle transport through interaction with t-SNAREs homolog 1A
Exons: 4
Coding region: 101-754 (217 amino acids)
Biological process (GO): Golgi to vacuole transport; intra-Golgi vesicle-mediated transport; retrograde transport, endosome to Golgi
Cellular component (GO): SNARE complex; Golgi apparatus; late endosome membrane
Molecular function (GO): SNARE binding; SNAP receptor activity
Source: RefSeq, a predicted model, not a curated record
CAAUUCGCCGCAUGGCGCUCGGGUUGUUUUGACAGAGUGUUUUCCUCUCUGGAAAACUGCAGUUUUUCCCAGGAAAAUCCUUGCCGUCGAAGUGUGCAAAAUGCCUCUCCUGAUUGAGGACUACGAGCAACAGUAUUCUGCACUGAUUGCAAAGAUAACAGCGCAGAUUUCACAUCUCAAUAUUGCCCCCAAAAGCACACGGAAUGAACUGAUUCAGGGGAUAACAGCGAACUGCGAAGAGGCCAGGGAGUUGCUGGAACAGAUAAGCCUAGAAAUCCGGGAAGCUCCUCCGGAUCAGAGGUCAGGACUCACUAGUAGAGUCAAUUGUUACGAAGUGGAGCUCAAGAGGCUACAGCAGGAAUUCAUAAAGAGCAAGAAUUCCACUCUGGGCGCAGCCAACCUUGAAUCUGACGAGGAUUUUUCAGACAUUGGCAUUCAAGAUGAGUCAAAGAGGCGUCUUCUGGACAACUCUGAACGCCUGGAGAGGACGGGAAAGCACUUAGACGAAGGCUACAGGAUUGUUCUGGAGACUGAAAACCUUGGAAACAGCAUUUUGCAGGAUUUAUCUUCACAAAGAGAAACAAUCCAGAGAUCCAGGUCGAGGGUUCAGCAAAUGGAUGUGGAAUUGGGAAAGUCAUCACGGAUCCUCAAUUUCAUGAUGCUGCGAUCUCUUAAGGAGAAAAUUAUUCUGGCCGGAGUUGGUGCUGUGUUUAUUGUAGCUAUUUCCUUUAGUAUCUACUAUUCCGUGAAGUAA